GAAUGGUUGACGAAAACGGUUAUUAUAUGUCAAAUAAAUCACAUAAAAAAGAACCGAUUAAUUCACCUCGUUUACAAAUUUUAAUCGAUAAAGUUACUACAUGUGGUUCAAAUAAGCCUGAAGAUGCACUUUUUGGUGAAAUUAUCAAUCUUUGCUGCGAGUCAACUGCUGCUGUUUCUGAUUUCUUUCGACUUGCUACUGUUCAGCUAAUGCGUAAACAUGCACAAAUUCGACUUGGUGUACUCAGGCUACUUAGAAUUUUGUCUUCACCUCAGGAAAUCGUUAAGAAGAUGGCUGUAUCAAUUGAUCGUGCCAGUGAAUUUAUCCCAUUAUCAAAUCGUCUUCGAAAUUUGAUUUUAGAUAAUUUACAGGAUAUCUAUUCAAAUAUGGUACAGUUGGACUCAGAUUCGCCUUCUCUACCUCCACCGAAAGAGGCUGCAGAACAAUUACAGAUUGAAGCAUUGGAACUAAUCCUCGAUUGGGAGUAUGAAUUACACCAUGGCUAUUAUGAUAUCUCUCCAUGGAAUCAUCCAGUGGAUACAUCCUCUUGCUUACAAUGGAUACCAUCACAAAGAGGUAGAGGUCAGCUGAAUGCCUUUCUGAAUUAUCUUAAUUUGGAUCCCCGAUCAAUUCAUCAUAUGACAAGUUGUGAAUAUUUAUCGACAAGAGAACGAAUUGAAAAGAUUAAAAAGAAGCGUGAUCAAAAAGUUAGAUUGUUUAAUAGUGAAAAAGUCAAGUCACAACGUCUUCUAAUAAAAUGUUUAAAAGAAAUUGAAGAUGACAAGGAGUUGAUCGAAGAGAAUCUGACAGCCUUAUCAAAUCUAUUGGAUAUCUUAGUGCCGAAUCCAUCUAGCAGUACUAGUACUACUGAUGAAAUGAACCAUCAGAAGAGUGAAACUGAAACAACAGAGUCAAAUCAAUUGACGACAGAAUUCAACAACAAAUCCAGCGAAGUGACCAGCGAAAAAGUCAAUCCUAUGGAUGCUUUACGUCUCCACGGUUGCCUUCUUGGAAGUUCUAGUGGUUAUGGUUUAGGUUCAACGCUUAAUAUUGAAAUUCAUAUACCCUACAACUUUCAAACUGACUCAACUCAUAUUUCCUCUGGACUAAAAGUCCAUGUGAAACGAUCCAAAGAGAUACGGGAUGUUGAAGAUUCAGCUAAACAAUAUGCUCAUUUAGCUAAAGAAAAGUAUAAGCCUAAAUUAAUCAAUUGGUUACUAUCUAUGGAAAGCGGCAUUCAGUUGAUCAGUUUGCCUAAAAAUCUUUUGAAAAAACGCAGUGAAAAAAUCGAACAGAUUAAACAAUGGAUCAAUCGUCUUGAAACAUUGACUUCCCUCUUCUAUGAUCGAAUUGAAUUUAUUAAUGAAGCUGGUGAUGAGGAUGUUGAUGAGGGAAACACUGAUAAGAAACUGACUGGACAGUUAUACAAUUUACGUCGACCGGAUGAUGCAGUCGCUUCCACUGAUGAUGAAGAUAGUGACUUCGAAGAUGUAGACAAUACAUUUCAUCAGAGUGUUGAACCAGCCGUUUCUGUUGAUUCAUCAUCAUGUCAAGAAUUCGAUUCCAUUAACUCCAGUAAACACGAGGUUUUGACACCGAAUGAAACUGAUAAUUCUAAACUUAAAAAUACUACUGAACAACUUGUGGAUAAUCACCACCACCGCCACUCGACAACGAUAUCGACAUAUUCACAGGAUGAAUACAUUUCAACGGAUAAUAUAAUCAUUGACGACUAUAGUACAGUAGUUAUUCCACAGAGAACAAUUGAAUGUGAACAUCGUUUUUGGAAACCCAUCGUAUCUGAUGACAAUGAUAAUCAGCAUAAAGAGUAUCUUGAAUCAGCGAUUUCAUGGAAUUCGACAAGUGAUAUCCCCCAGUGUGAUACUUCACUUCCGUGUAACGAUGACUCGUUGAAGGUGGAGAUCAGUAGUAAUAGUAGUCCUGUUGAGGAUAAGAAACCAGAUGUUGUAUCCAAUCAUUUAGUCUGCUGGGCUCCAUUAUUAUCAGGAUCACUGUGUCAGCGACGUGAUCGUAACGGUAGAUGUCCUGCGCAUGGUAAAAUUGUUAAACGUGACAGAUUGACUGGACGACCAAUAAGCAUAGAAGACAGGAAGCUACUUCAAGAAGAGAUGGCAUCUAUAAGAAUGGCAAGACAAAAAGAAUUAGAUGAGAAAAAGAAGAAAGAUUCGAGGAAACACUAUCCAGGUUUGAUUAACGUAUCAAAGAAGGUGACCAGUUCUCGUGAACGUUUAAAAGCUCGUGUAAUGAAAAAAUUUCAGAAGCAUUGAAUGAGUAUGGCGCAUAUGAUAUGGUGAUAUGAACACCUCGAGGGGAAAUGACAAUUUCUUAAAAGCUCUGUGAUCAUCAGCAUACUCUUGAAAAAGUGAAGCCUGUGUUUUGGAUGUUACUCUGCGCGUAUGUAUGUUUGUAUAUAUACACAUGAACUUUUUAAUCCUUAAUUAUUCAAAUAUUCUCAGGGUGUAUUGUAUUUCA
This is a messenger RNA of Trichobilharzia szidati, 2493 nucleotides long. NCBI's taxonomy places the organism in Eukaryota, Metazoa, Platyhelminthes, Trematoda, Strigeidida, Schistosomatidae. The record is from the annotation of a GenBank genome assembly.